Messenger RNA from Procambarus clarkii (red swamp crayfish), 2280 nucleotides. The record is from RefSeq and is a predicted model, not a curated record. Lineage: Eukaryota; Metazoa; Arthropoda; Malacostraca; Decapoda; Cambaridae.
AUGUUUCUAUCCCUUUGCAGAAACGUGCGCGCUGGUUUUCCGAGGCUGUUUCCCCUAGAUGAUGUCGACAGUGUGGGCGAUGAGGCUUCUGUGGAUUCUUCGGAUAGUGUGGGUGUGGACUGUGUAGAUGUGGUUAUGGUGGCUGUGCCUGCGGAGGGGCCUGGUAGGAGUGGGAUUCCAUGCCUGGGCGGCGUACUGAACAAUGGGUCUCACAAAGGAAGAAUAAAGCAACCUGAAAGGAUCUUUGACCAAGUUCCUAAGCAGUCACCAAGACAACAGUCACCAAGAAGCAGUCACCAAGACAACAGUCACCAAGACAACAGUCACCAAGACAACAGUCACCAAGACAGCAGUCACCAAGACAACAGUCACCAAGACAGCAGUCACCAAGACAACAGUCACCAAGACAGCAGUCACCAAGACAGCAGUCACCAAGAUAACAGUCACCAAGACAACAGUCACCAAGACAGCAGUCACCAAGACAACAGUCACCAAGACAACAGUCACCAAGACAGCAGUCACCAAGACAACAGUCACCUAGACAGCAGUCACCAAGACAGCAGUCACCAAGACAACAGUCACCAAGACAACAGUCACCAAGACAACAGUCACCAAGACAGCAGUCACCAAGACAGCACUCACCAAGACAACAGUCACCUAGACAGCAGUCACCUAGACAGCAGUCACCAAGACAGCAGUCACCAAGACAGCAGUCACCAAGACAACAGUCACCAAGACAGCAGUCACCAAGACAGCAGUCACCAAGACAACAGUCACCAAGACAGCAGUCACCAAGACAGCAGUCACCAAGACAGCAGUCACCAAGACAACAGUCACCAAGACAACAGUCACCAAAGACAGCAGUCACCAAGACAACAGUCACCAAGACAGCAGUCACCAAGACAACAGUCACCAAGACAACAGUCACUAAGACAACAGUCACCAAGACAACAGUCACCAAGACAGCAGUCACCAAGACAGCAGUCACCUAGACAGCAGUCACCAAGACAGCAGUCACCAAGACAGCAGUCACCAAGACAACAGUCACCAAGACAGCAGUCACCAAGACAGCAGUCACCAAGACAACAGUCACCAAGACAGCAGUCACCAAGACAACAGUCACCAAAGACAGCAGUCACCAAGACAACAGUCACCAAGUCAGCAGUCACCAAGACAACAGUCACCAAGACAACAGUCACCAAGACAGCAGUCACCAAGACAGCAGUCACCAAGACAACAGUCACCAAGACAGCAGUCACCAAGACAACAGUCACCAAGACAACAGUCACCAAGACAGCAGUCACCAAGACAGCAGUCACCAAGACAACAGUCACCAAGACAACAGUCACCAAGACAGCAGUCACCAAGACAACAGUCACCAAGACAACAGUCACAAAGACAGCAGUCACCAAGACAGCAGUCACCAAGACAGCAGUCACCAAGACAGCAGUCACCAAGACAACAGUUACCAAGUCAGCAGUCACCAAGACAACAGUCACCAAGACAACAGUCACCAAGACAGCAGUCACUAAGACAACAGUCACCAAGACAACAGUCACCAAGACAAGUCACCAAGACAGCAGUCACCAAGACAGCAGUCACCAAGACAGCAGUCACCAAGACAACAGUCACCAAGACAGCAGUCACCAAGACAACAGUCACCAAGACAGCAGUCACCAAGACAACAUCACCAAGACAACAGUCACCAAGAGAGCAGUCACCAAGACAACAGUCACCAAGACAGCAGUCACCAAGACAACAGUCACCAAGACAGCAGUCACCAAGACAACAGUCACCAAGACAACAGUCACCAAGACAGCAAUCAUCAAGACAGCAGUCACCAAGACAACAGUCACCAAAAGACCAGUCACCAAGACAACAGUCACCAAGACAACAGUCACCAAGACAGCAGUCACCAAGACAGCAGUCACCAAGACAACAGUCACCAAGACAACAGUCACCAAGACAGCAGUCACCAAGACAGCAGUCACCAAGACAGCAGUCACCAAGACAGCAGUCACCAAGACAGCAGUCACCAUGACAACAGUCACCAAGACAGCAGUCAAUAAGACAACAGUCACCAAGACAGCAGUCACCAAGACAGCAGUCACCAAGGAGCAAUCCCCAAGAGAGCAGUUACCAAGUGUCAAGGACCUUGGCGUCAUCUACGAUCCUGGCGCCGAACUACAGCAGUUGACCCUCCCAGUGAUCAUAGUUUCCCAUCUGUUAGUCUGCCAGGCUGAAAGAAGACGAAUAACCGCGGACGAGAGAGGGACGUGA